Molecule: messenger RNA, 1255 nt
Organism: Thrips palmi
Lineage: Eukaryota; Metazoa; Arthropoda; Insecta; Thysanoptera; Thripidae
Product: lipase member K-like
Biological process (GO): lipid metabolic process
Source: RefSeq, a predicted model, not a curated record
GACUUGGAAGCGGAGAAGCUCGGCUUUGCCGGUGAGAACUACAACGUGACGACAUCUGACGGCUACGUCCUUGGAGUGUUCCGAGUUCGCAGCAGAACGUGCGCCUCGUAUCGCGCUGUGGUUGUUCUCCCACCCGGCAUCCUAUCCAAUGCGGCUACCUUUAUUUACAUCAAGGAAAACAGUCUAGUGUACCGUCUGGCGCGGCGAUGCUUCGACGUUUGGCUGAUAACUUUCCGAGGAUAUUUGUUCGGACGAGAAAACUUGCUUCUGAGCGACACGAGCUCUGAAUUCUGGGACUUUUACGCGUACCACUGGGGCUCUAUCGACCUGCCGGCCCAGCUCAAGUUCGUCUCCGAGAAGACCAACAGCACCAGGCUGCGCUACAUGGGCAUGGACCAGGCCGGCACCGCGCUGCUCUUCAUGAACCACGUGCACGGCCAGCGCUACCAGCGCCUCCUGGCCAGCACCUACCUGCUCGCUCCCAUCGGCUACCUCGGCCGCCUCAGCUCCACGGCCUUCGCCACACUCGCCCUCCUGCGCGACGUCCUCACGGCCGCUGGAGCACUGACACUGCACAACGAAUUUGCCCUCAUGAACCCAGUGGUGCACUCGGUGUUUUACAACUUGUGCGGCCGCAUCUCUCCCAUCACGUGCUACUACCUUUUCCAGCUUCUUGGCGGACAGACAAGGGAGCUCAACUACCCGUUUUUCUAUUAUAUUGCUCGGAACACACUUGAUAGCACAUCGAUUACUGCCUUCAACUAUUAUCUUCAACAAGUUGGCAAGAUCAAAUACAUGGCGUAUUUCGACUACGGCCCGACGGAGAACAUGAGGCGAUAUAACCGAACCACCCCAGAAAAUGUUAACAUAGCUGCAACAACUGUGCCAUGCUCUUUCUACGCCUUGGGCAGCGACACCGUGACCGUACCGCAGGACGUCCUCGACACAUGGAACGCCUUGGCUCCGUCUGCCCGGUCCUCCUACGAGGUGCUCCCAAAUUACAACGGCGUCAGCCCUUUCGUGCCGGUCAACUCGGAGGGCAUUUACGGUCCAAUGAUCCGCCGGCUGGAGGCAGAUCUCACGGGGAUUCCGUAAACUCGGGAACUGAACGGACGCUUCCUAACCUGGUGAAGAAAAAUUGCUUGUUGUGCAGAUCGCUUUGGCUGAUCUACGCUGCAAACCUCGAAUAUAUAAAAUUAAAACGAAUAUGAAUUGCUCUGUGCGAGGAGAUUCGAUUUCCGCGCAAUCACACCAA